This is a messenger RNA of Paramuricea clavata, 10824 nucleotides long. Lineage: Eukaryota; Metazoa; Cnidaria; Anthozoa; Malacalcyonacea; Plexauridae. The record is from the annotation of a GenBank genome assembly.
AACACACGCAACAGCCAUAUUGGAAAAGAACAUUUUGCAUAUUCAUAAUUCAUUGAAAGAAAAACAGAAAAUACACACCUGCAAAACAUCUUUGACAUGCAAUCAGCUUCGCCACAACCAAGUAUGCCACGUGUGUCAUUACUUCGUGCCCGUAUCACUGUUAUAAUUUUAUUUUUCAUCAAUUUAUUGAACUAUAUGGACCGCUUCACUGUUGCAGGUCAGUAUUUUGUUAUUGGUGAAUGACGUUUGCUACAGCAAACAAUUCACACUUGAAAUCACAUGCUUUUUUUGAAAUGAUAUAAUUUUGUUAGUAUUCCUUUCGAAAGUACUGUAAAUGCGUUUUCAUUUUCGAUAUUUAUUGUCGUGGAUGAUCGACCUGUGAAUUUUUACACAAUAUGCCCAAAAUAUUAUUGUUGAAAACUGCUUUUCACAGACUUCCUCAAGGGUGACAGGACAUGCCAUCCAUCUGAUGUAUCAUCCAUUUAAUGGGUCAUGCGUUGUAGUGUAUUGGAGAAGACAGACUAUUAAGCCCCAUUUACACGAGCAAAUUUUAUUUGACAAAUUUCAUGUGUCAAAGAUAUUUUGCUCGUGUAGAUGAUAAGUUUGUGACAAAUUUAUUGUGACAAAUGCAUUUGAACAAAAGCUAGCAUGUUAGCUUUUGAUCAAAUGCAUUUGAUCAAAUGAAAUUUGUCAAAUAAAAUUUGCUCGUGUAAAUGGGGCUUUAGGGAUAAGCCGAUCAAGACAAAUCGGUUUUACUGAUCCAAUAAAUUCCGAUCUGAUUUACCAUCCGAUCGGCCGGUUUAUGAGUGGUUUAUACCGAUAUAGGCGAUAUUUGUUAACAGGAGUUCCCAACACUGGAAAUUGGGGCAAAAUGCUAGCAAAACAUAAGAGUUAACAGACCAGUGACAGAAAUGUCAUCACAAUAGUCGAGGGUUGAAUUUAGUUAAUUUAAAUAUCAUGAACUAAUUGAAUGAUGGAAAUUGGAAUUACAAACCACCAUAUCAAAGUUCUAUUAUGGAAGGGAAUCUUUCUGACAAACAAACCACAGUUUGGCUUGAUAGAGAAAAGGAAAUUUUACAUGUAAAAGCCAGAAUGAUAUUUAUUGGACUGCCAAUACAUGCCGAUAUAUGUCAGACUCAAUGUGAUCGGUCGUGAUAACUGACCUUCAUGAAAGGUUAUGGGCUUCUACCGACUAUCGAUUAAUUUUUUAUUAUAGGCUCAUUCCUACAAACUAUCCGAAUGAAGCAACUAGAAUUGUGUGAUUUAUAUAUACUGUCUGAUAUUUUCUCGGUAGUAUGCAGAUUGUUCAUUUUAAUGGACAGCCCGCAUAAUUGGCCUAUUUUUGACUUGGCAAAAUUGGUGAUUUUUUGCAGAGGCAAGACAUAACAUCCUCAAUAUAUAUGCCUUGGCAAUUGACGAGUGCCAAGGAGAAUUACGAAGGCUGAAGAGAUUAUCUAUCUGAUUGCUAUAUUUAAUUGCAAAUGAAUUAUCAGAAGAACGUUUCUUUGUGGAAAUUUGUCUUUAGUACAAUAUAUUAAUUUUGUGCGUCUCUUUUUGACAAGUAAAAUCAUCUGGUGUAGACAAAGCAAAAUAGUAAAGCAGGGUGCAUUGAGGUGUAUUUCAGCUUGUUAAAUAUAUUUUUGAAGGCUGAUUACAAUAUACUAGAUAAUUUGUUUUUAAUUAUUAAUUUAAAUGCAUGAAAUAUAUCAAAACAAGUACAUGGAAUUAUCAUAUUCAGACAGCUGUCCGUUUGCUUACCUAAUGUGUGUGUUUCCUUGUAGGUUUGCAUUGUGAUAACCCAUCAAACUCCAAUGUUCCUAAUGCUUUAUUAGUUUAUCCUGCCUGAUGACUUCACUUGUCAAGGGGAGAAUGUGUUUGAUUAACCCAUUAUUAACAUUUCCUAAUGUCCCCAAUUUUAUUUUCUUACUCUGUUUAAUGCCAGGUGAUUUUACUUGUCAAGAGGAGAAUGUUGGCAGUUGGCUAUUAAUGAGUUAAAUAUUAUGCUUGUGAUGUUACUCUGAGUGUAAUUAUCCACACAGGGCAAGCUUGAAAAAUAUGCCUGACCAUGGUGGGAAUCGAACCUACGACCUUUGGAAUACUAGCCCAAUGCUCUACCAACUGAUUCCAAAAGUGAUAGGUUUGAUUCCCACCGUUGUCAGGCAUAUUUUUCAAGCUUGCCCGGUGUGGAUAAUUACACUCAGAGUAACAUCACAAGCAUAAUAUUCACCUGAGUACAUUACACCAACACAGAAAAAUCAUGAAUUAAAUAUUAUUUUAGUUUGGUGAAAACACCUUUUGAUUAUUAACUCAUUGAGGGCCAGCACUCUCCUCUUGAGAAGUAAAAUUGUCUGGCAUUAGACAGAGUGAAAUAAUAAAUUAGGGCACAUCAGGGCGCAAUGCAACUUCAUGGGUGAAGUCUGCAUCAUCAUUAUGAUGUCAUUUUCAUUUCUAGGUGUUUUACAAAAGAUCCAAGGUUAUUUCAAUAUAAAUCAUGGUUUAGCUGGAUUACUACAAACUGUAUUUAUUGUUAGCUAUAUGAUAUUUGCUCCAAUAUUUGGUUAUCUUGGCGAUAGAUACAGUCGCAAGUUUAUUAUGAUCUUUGGUCUCUUUGUGUGGUCUUUGAUGACAUUUUGUAGCACACUCGUUAACGAAAAUGUAUGUCCUAACAUAGAUAGCUCUCAAUUUCUUGUAUAUUUUCUUCUAAAAAUAACCCCAAAACAAAUACUAGUGACAUACAGUAAGUUUGUAUGUAAGUGUUUGAUGCUAAUUCAUGCAUCAUUUUCAAGUUGAAUUGAUUUACAUAAGUGCAUUUUAGGCCUGUUUCAAACGUCGCGCUUCUCAUAUGCUGAACACAUUAAGAACAAUAGAUAUAAUCAGCUGAAAUGCCUCGUUAUCUAUCGUUUCUAAUGCGUUUGGCAUUGAGAAGCACAACGUUUGAAACAUGUCUUAUAAUGAAACAGUUCAUGUUGCAUUAUUGGCAAAUGAGAUAAUUAUAAUAAUGAGAUAUUCUAAGUGCAAUUAGAAUAUUACUUUAAAUACUAAAAUUCAACAAUAAUAUGCAAUUAUGUAAAUUAAUUAAUUAGCCAUUCCGAAGUUGAUGAGAGGACUGGGGACGAGUGUUAAAAAGUGCCCAAAUUAAGAAAUGAACCAAAUCACUAAAAAGACCACCUCAAAAUUAGUAAGUAUACAAAGUUUGAAGACGUUUACAUGAAUACCCUUCGAAUAAAUAAUAAGCUUUCGAAAAUCGUAAUAUUUACUAUGAAAUGUACUGUAAUUUUUGUUUUUGGGGACUCACAUCCCAAAAACAGUCUUUUAAUCUGCAGUAAUUUCACAAUUUUCGGAAGCUUAUUAUUCGAAGGGUAUUCAUGUAAACGUCUUCAAACUUUGCAUACUUACUAAUUUUGAGGUGGUCUUUUUAGUGACGUGGUUCAUUUCUAAAUUUGGCCACUUUUUAACACUCGUCCCCAGUCCUCUCAUCAAAUUCGGAAUGGCUAAUUCAACUUGAAAAUUAUGUGGGCAUUAGCAUUGAAACAUGAUUGUAAAAUAAAACUUAUAUCCCUUGCAUUUGUUUCAAAAUUAAUUUCAAAAAAGUGUUCAACAGACACUUCACUAACAAAGACACAUUGAUGUGUCCCCUUAGCACUUGUAUUGGGGAGGCAUUCUGCAGUUAAUCUUGCAAAAUUUUUUCCACCAUAGCAAUAUUGGCUUUUCUUCACUUUCCGAGGACUUGUGGGUAUUGGCGAGGCAAGCUAUUCAACCGUUGCCUCGACUGUGAUUGGCGAUCUUUUUAUUGCUGAUCAAAGAACAAAAAUGCUGGCAUUGUUUUAUUUUGCUAUUCCAGUUGGGAGGUGAGAAAUAUAAUUUCCACAAUGAAAAAUGAAUAAAACAAAAAAUGAACAAAACAAACAAAUAAAAAAUGAAUAAAACAAAUAAUGAAUGUUUUUAUUCGUGCAAUGGUAAGAAUAUUUUCACUGGUAAGAAUAUUUUCAAUGGUAAGAAUAUUUUCACCUCAUGAAAAUAUUCUUACCAUUACACGAAUAAAAACAUUCAUCUGUAUACUGUAGUUGACCAUCAUGCAUCUAGUAAACCCAUAUUGUUCAAUUUUCUCAAUCCAGUGGCCUUGGUUAUGUUGUUGGUUCAAAAGUGUCAUCAGUUGCUGGUGGUCAUUGGCAGUGGGGAUUAAGGGUAAGUUCCAGUCAAUCCUUGGUUAUUGGGUUGCUUAGUCAAGUUUUUGCUAACUUCCCGCUGAAAGGCAUUCAGUCGCGAUGUCGAAGUUCUCCUUGUAUUUAGUUUCAGGUAGUUGCACCCUUUUACAUUUUUCUCUCUAUUUUCAGGUGACACCAAUUUUAGGAGUGUUACUGAUCAUUCUCUGUGUUAUAUUUGUUGUUGAGCCUGUACGAGGGCAGAUCGAGAAAAACCAGGGGCAAGGUGAAGUCAUUGCUGACGAAGGGGUCAUCAUUCGUCAUUCAUGGUUUAACGAUGUCAAACAUAUCCUACGAUGGUGAGUGAUAAAAAUAUAUGUAUUUGUUGAGUACUUAACAUAUAAAAUUUAGAUUUAAUUAAGAGGAGAUUUUUUGUAUGUUACGUAACACGCACUCAAAACUAAUGCGUAUAAUAUAUCACUUGAAGUUAUGACUAAAUUCAAAAUUUUUAUUUUUCGAUACGUUUCUCAAUCGGCAAACAAACUUAAAAAGUAUGUUUAGUGUUUUAUCUGUAAAAUAAUGCUAAAAUGAAGAGAUUUUACGAUGAUACGCCAAAGAGAAAAUGAUGUCUGAAGUUCAGUAAGUUUUCCUUAUAUGGCUGUAAAUAUGGCGUCAAUUUUAAAGCAACAUUGACAAUUGUAUUUCAAUUGACAAUUUUUAACUAUUAUUUUAUGUUUCUCAAAACCGGAAGAUGCAUUUAAAAAGGUAGCUAACUCUAUAAACUAGAGAAUAAAGCUAAAAACAAAGUAAUUUUGAGAGGAACGCCAAAAAGAUUUUAGGUUUUGAACACUUUUCAUUGCAAAUACGUGACAUUGAAAAAAAAUUGCCUCUUACAGGUAAACUAUGUGAAGCGUUCCUCUUUUGAGUUCCUAAGUUGAUUGCAAUUUUCGUCAUUACCUUAGCAAAUUUGAAAAACUCCCUUGCAAAUCCCUUGAGGGAAUUUGCAAUAUUCGUAAGAGCAAAAUAAAUUUUCCUCAGUUCCUGUUAGAAGUUCUUAACUUCCUGUUACAAGUUCCUAACUUACUGUUCUGUUCUGUGCGUUGCAAUUGGCCAACAAAAAUAAUCCACCAAUGAUAACGUUCAGAACAGAACAGGAAGUUUGGAAAUUAAAACAGGAAGUUAGGAAAAUUUGAAAGGAACUUUCUUUGCGUUGGAAUAUUGCAACGGCCGACAGGAAAAUUGCAAAUUCCCUCAAGGGAUUUGCGAAGAGUUUUUCAAAUUUGCAAAUCUAAUUUUGAAAAUUCCAAAUGAGUUAGGAACUCAAAAGAGGAACGCUUCACGUAGUUUACCUGUAAACUUUUCUGUGCAUAUAAUAUACGUACUAUUGUGAAAAAACAGGAGUGCUUUAUCAGGUAUAUAACACGAGGCGACAGCUGAGUCUCUUAUAUCUGAUAAAGCACGGAUGUGAAUGUUUUAAAUGGCUUAAAAACCGACCUAUCUCAACGUUGUCUAAGCCGAGAAAAUCAAGACUAUAGUUUAUGCAACUUAACGUGAUUUUUUAUCACAUAUAAAACCACCAACACGGUGGUGAUUUCCUUGUAUGAAUUAUUGAACUAAUAUAGCUAUCCAACAAAUAUAAAUUAACCCAUUGAGCCACAAUGCGCCCUAGUUAUUUUUUUACUUGUCUAUCGCCAGACGAUUUUGGUUAAUGUGUUAAAGUAGUUUGGUUUAGGUUUCUGCUGUAGUAACGCUGGAGUAAUAGAAUUAUCCAAUUCGAAUAAUUAGUUUGGGCUUCUUCAUGUUGUAACAUUGGAUCAAUACGGACUUCCAGGGAGAACAUUUUAGAGUUUUAAUUAGUUUAUCUUUUUUGCAAACAACAUUUUCAUUUAUAUAUUUCUGUAGCAAGACAUAUAUUUGGACCACAGUUGGUUUCACGAUGAUGUGUUUUGUGACUGGUGCUCUGGCUUGGUGGGCGCCGGAAUUUGUGGCUUAUUCACAAUCUGUUUAUUAUGAUACGAAAAUUACGGAGAAUGACAAGUAAGGUUUUGAUAAUUAAUGACCCCACACGCAAAAAUCUCACAUCUUGUAGCAAGUCAGGCUGCCAACAAGCCGUCAACAAGUCGUGUUCACACUGCUUGUCCCAAGUUGUCAACAAGUUUGGAACAAACUGUUAACAACUUGUAACAAACUUGUUUAUCUUGUCAGACUUGUUGCAAGUUUUUUUUGUGUGUGUUUUGAUGUUAUGUACAAUUGUAAGGUUGUUACAGCAAGUCCGAUACAGUCAAGAUAUAACAAUAUUGUUACAACCUUGUGUGGUCAACCUUGUAACAUUCUUGUUAUAUCAUGACCGUAUCAGACUUGUCAGAACAACCUUGUAACAAGUCUGAUAAUGCCAUCAAGCUUGUUACAAGUUGUUAACAACUUGUCCCAAACUUGUUCGAACAACUGGGAACAAGCAGUGCGAACACAAUUUGUCAGCAGCUUGUGAACAGAUUUGUGACAACUUGUUUACAGACCUGUAACAAGUUGUGCGUUUUUACGUAUGCAGAAACAUCAGCCUGACAUUUGGUGGGAUCACGUGUGCUGCAGGAUUCAUUGGCGUUGCCUUGGGAGCGGAGCUAUCACGUAGAUAUAGAUUACGUUAUGGUAAUUCUGAUGCCUUGGUCUGUGCACUUGGUCUCCUGUCCAGUAUACCAUUCCUGUUCUUGACCUUGGUCUGGGCUUCCAAAUAUAUCUAUGCGUCAUAUGUAAGUAUGUUGAAUGAAAUACAGAAUUUUUUUCGCAUCUCACUCGAUUGAAUAAUAUCAUAGACGGAUUUUCAUAUUUUUUACUGGGGUGGUGCCAGAAAUUUUAGGGGGGUGAGCCGUGAGCAGGUGACUGAAGCAACACAAAGUGUCACCAAACCCCAGUAAGGUCUGUAUUCUAGGGGUGGAGCACUAGAGCCGCGAGGGGGAGUCUAGAGAGCAGAAAACAAAGUAUCCCUGGAAAAAUUUGAAAAAAGUCAUGAUUUCUAGCUUCGUAAAAAAGUUUUUUGAAGUUGUCAUAUCAAUGACAAUGGUUUGGCAUGUCCAAUUGUCUGUUGAGACUUGAGAGAGUUAAAGUUAAAUGAAUCUGUAAAAGUGUAAACCCAAUAGGCCAAUACACAAUAUGCUUUUACUUUUAUAAAGUCAUUGACAUUGUGUCGUUUGAAUCCGAGUACAAUUUACGAUGCAACUCCGAUGUAAAUAAUAUUUGAGGCGUAAAGAUUAAAUCUAGGCAAGUCUAUUUCCUAAAAGAAUUAAAAACUAAAAAUAAUGUUCGUAAAAAACUCUAUUCAGGGGAGAUAAUAGAAUUUCAAAACUUUACAAUUACUCCAAUAAACCAGUGAAUGCAAGCGAGGAGCGUUUAGCUUCAGAGUGUUGCACUGUCUUUUUCUAUUUGAGUGUACUCCUACAUUUAUUUUGUAUCAUUAACACUCUGCACGUUGGAGUGGACUAUUUAAUUAUUUUUUAUUAUGCCGAAUAUUGGGGGGGGGGGGUUGAAAAUUUGUUGGAGGGGUGGAAAUUUUUGUUUGGGGGGGUUAUAGCUAAUAUUGGGGGGGGUAGCACCCCCCUGCACCCCUCACAAAAUCCGUCUAUGUUGAAUAUAUACAUGAACUUGGGGUUAGAACUCGACAACUGGACUCUGAAGCUCAGUCGGUUAGAGCUUGAGAUCCGGGGCAAAACUUUCCAAGGGACCGCCCUCUAUGACAUGAUUAUGAUUAUUCAGCACACUCGCCAUUGGGCUUUUCAGUGGCCGUUUACUUCAAGUAUUAAGCCGGUUCUCCACUAGGCGAAUUUGUUCGCGCGAACAGUAAAAAAGUAGGAACUGAUCCAACUUUUUCGCGGCGAAUUUUUUCGCUGACCAAUCACAUGACCAAGAUUUAUUUUUCGCUUCGCGUCGCGCGAAAAAAUUCGCCUAGUGGAGAACGGGCUUUACACUUACUCAUAUUACUUACUAAGCUUAGACUAUUUAUUUUUACAACAAUUGUCAUAUUACUUUCCUAACUAUGUUUAUCCUAACCCACCCUGUCAACUUAUAAUAAUAAUAAUAAUAAUAAUAAUAAUAAUAAUAAUAAUAAUAAUAAUAAUAAUAAUAAUAGUAAUAAUAAUAAUAAUGGAAACUUUAUUUAUUGAUUAUUAGGAUAUAUACAACUACAAUGAUAAACCUCGCUUUACAGGUAGUUUAUCAAUGUCUACUUGAAUUGAUACUAUAUAUUUAUUGUACAAUAAUUAUUUUAAGAAGGAUUAUAUUAACAUUAAUUUUGGGUUAAAAUAAUAAUAAUAAUAAUAAUAAUAAUUUAAACAACAGAAAUCUUUAUUAAUAACAUGAUAAUUUAUACAAAUAUAUCACAUAAUUAGACUUUCAAUUAAAUCAGGAAAAUAGAGAAACAGUUCACUAUGUUAGACAGAUAGGUCCAUUCUCUACACUUUGUAUCAAUAGUAGCUAAUAAAAAUUCAGUAAGUCUGGAUUAUUCCACGGCUUGUUUCUUCUGCAGUAAAUGUAGAAUGUUGCUCUCAGAGCUACCUCCAUACAUUUUUUAAUAAUACGUUCGUCGUUCAUUUCAAGUGUUCGUAACAAUCUACGAAAUCUGUCAAUAUCUUUCGACACAAACCCUAGAGUGGUUACUUCAAGUGUAAUAACUUCAAACGCAUAACACGCCGUGAUCAGCUCAGAUCUUAGAUGUCUGUAUCUUUCUUUAAUAAUAAUUAAUAAUAAUAAUAAUAAUAAUGAUUUAAUCAAUAAGAUCCACGAGGUGGCUCUUCCCCUAUUGAAACUACAUACAGAAAAAUUUUAACUAAAUGUAAAUAUAUGUACAAACUUAGGUAAUAUAGAAAAUGAAUAUUUAGAUAAAAAUGUUAGUGCAUAUUUACAUUAUACGAGACUUUAGUACAGCCCUAACUUUUGUACAGAAUUGACUGUAGUCGUAUAUAGAUCUAAUGUCAGAUGGUAGGCUAUUGAACAGUUCGGAUGAAAUGUCUUGGAAAGUACCCUUUUCCAUGGGCCUAACCAAAUUUAAGCUGGUACUCGAGCGUAGGCUGCGAGCUGGUUUAUAUAGUUCAACUGCAGCAUACUUCGGCCAGUUCUGUGAAUAAAUUGCUUUAUGGGUGGCUUUGAGUAGGUUAAAAUCUCUACGUUCACGCAUCGGCAGCCAGUUAAGCUUUAAUAGAGUUUCCGCAGAGUUCACAUAUUUUCCGGUAACAAAACUAGCUGCCGAAAACUGGAUCUUUUGCAGCCUACUUAAAAGGUAGUCGGGGAAGAAACCCGAAAAGGUAGUCGGGGAAGAAACCCGAGCGCCCGGAGAAAUUCCACGACUUUCGGCAGAGCGUUGACUGACUCCUUUCACAUGAGUCCGUAGCGAGAAUCCAACCUACGAUCUCAGAGGUGAAGCGCUUGAUCAUAAUUGUAAAUUGAGACAAGCAGUGUUUUAGGAACGUUCGGUAUGAGAAAUUUCCGGUAUCGGUAUACCGAAAAAAUUAUACCGAUAUUAUCGGUAUACCGGUUUUCCUUUGAUAAUUACAAAGGAAAGUUCUUUAAUGGAAAUUUGAAGGAAAUUUUGAGUAAUUCUAAAAGGAAAAACGAUAAUUUCGAAGCUGUUUCGAACAUGUUUCGAACGACACGUACUCAGUGUAAAAAUUUCACUGAAGUGGAAAUUCUAAAUCAUUGCAGUAUAGAAAGUUCUUUUAAUUGCCAUUCAGUAGUAAAAUAAAGGUUAUGGUUUCGCCAUAUAGUUGGUAAAUUUAACACGGUAUACCGAAAAAUUCCGGUAUAUCGGAAAUUUCGGUAUAUCGGUAUGGUUGAAUAUCCGGUAUCGAUAUACCGAUAUUGAUUUAAUACCGAUAUUUUCGGUAUAUCGGUAUACCGAACAGUCCUACAGUGUUUUACAUUAUAUUGCACUUUACUGCAUGUUGCCCAGCACUAAUGCAGUUAGCAUUUAUAUUCAAGCAUGCGUUGCUUUGGGGGCCCCUUUUGACCUGGGGGGCCGGGGGAAAUCCCCCCCCCCCCCUACCCUCCUCUGUCUCGGUGGCUCUGUCUAUAUCAAACACGAAGUUUAAUUGAUUCACCACUCCAUUGUUUGUUCGUAGAUACUAUUGUUUUUUGGAGAGACAUUGUUAUUCAUGACUUGGUGUCCUGUAGCAGAUAUAUUGCUGGCGGUCAUAUCACCGCAGUAUCGAGCGACAGCAUCCGCCUUGCAGAUCUUAAUUUCACAUUUAUUCGGAGACGCAGGCAGCCCAUACGUUGUGGGAGCGGUGAGUAGAAUAAUUUCAUGCAAGGGCUGAUUUUCAUUUAUUUAAAAGGAGGGGUAGAGGUAGAAAUAUUUCUAGUGGGGUGCAAGCGGCACCACUCAGUGACCUUCGGCAGGGGUUAGUUAGGCAUUUGGGUUAAAGCCUUUCACACAAAAUAGGAGUGGUGAAGCGAACUUUUGGUGGGGUUGAACACUUUAUUGAUGGGUUAGAGAGAUUAUAGGGAGGUUAACCCCCCUAACCUCCCCAGUAAAUCCGCCCAUGAUUUCAUGUACGUUGUAAGGUGCAGGGCAGAACCGGGAAUUUAACCCGGGGUUCAAUCCUUGUUCGGACCUCUACUCAAGGUCUUAAAAUAACUGAGGAGAAAGUCAGAAAGAGCUACCUCUACAUUGACAUCAUUACACGGUUACACUUUCGCG